GCAGCAACAAUCAAUUGCGAGGCGCGUGUCGUAUAAUGUUUUUGUUUUGCAACAAAAGAUAACCGAAUUAUGUUUUUUCGAUCGUGACGUUUUAAUUGCUUCGAAUUAUCGGAUAUAAUGUGAUGAAUGAAAAUAAAGUUGCUCACCGUCGCGCUUGCAACAUCCAUUUUAUACGGUCGCAAUUCGUCACGCUUCGGUUCUCCCAUUUAUCGAGUAUUCGUGCUCAUUUCUGGCUGCCGGCUUUUGUUUACAUUCGUUAUUUAGUUUUUGGUGCGAGCCUACCGAAAAUAAGUUUGGAGCUAAAAUGUAUUCCAGGUGAUUUUUUACUGUUACUAUGCGAAGAGGAACACAUUUUCAAUGGUGUUGCCAGAAUAUGAAAGUAAAAUAAAAAAUAAAAUAAAAUAAAUGAAUUAAUUAAAAUAAAUAAAUAAUCAAAUUAUAUACAUAUGUAUGUACAAAGUAAACAAAUAAAAAUAAGGCGUGGAACAAUAAAAGUGUGGAGAGUGCACUGUGCUUAAGAAAUAUAAUCAAAACAAUUAAAUGACAGUUGUAUUAAAUUAGAAGUGCAAAUAAUUUCAGUGAAAUUCUUAACAACUGUGAUCAUAUAAAAAUAAAAAAAUAUACAUAAAAUUUACACAUACAUAAAUAUAUUACAUAUAAUAUAAAAUAAUAGUAAAUAACGUUAAACUAAAAAUAGUAACUUCAAUUAGCAUCGCGCACACACAAAAAUGACGCUGGAAACUCACGGUAAACUGCUGAAAGAGCGCGUUAAGCCCGUCGAUAUACAAUUCAAGGAUCUAAGCUAUCAAGUUCAAGUUCAAAAAGUGAAGAAAACCAUAUUGAAAGGAAUUUCGGGUACAUUCAGUUCUGGCCAACUGACGGCGAUUAUGGGGCCCUCGGGGGCGGGCAAGUCGAGUUUGAUGAAUAUUUUAACAGGUCUAACUACAAAAGGUGUUAACGGUAAUAUACAGUUUGGUGACUCCCCAACUAAAUCGCGCAAACUUUGUUGUUAUAUAAUGCAAGAUGAUCAUUUUCAUUCAUGGUUUACCGUUGAGGAGACAAUGCUGCUGGCGGCUCAAUUGAAAAUCUCUAACGAUUCGAUGAAUAUGAAGGAGAAGAAAAUGCUGAUUGAACAUUUAUUGGACACCCUAAAGUUAUCACAGACCAAAUCAACACGCGCUGGAAACCUAUCUGGCGGCCAAAAGAAACGCUUAUCCAUCGCCUUGGAGUUAAUUGAUAAUCCAGCGGUGCUAUUUUUGGAUGAGCCGACAACUGGCUUGGAUAGCUCAGCAUCUUCUGACACAAUACAGUUACUACAAACCUUGGCCAAUGAGGGACGCACAAUCGUUUGUACAAUUCAUCAGCCCUCGUCACAUGUUUAUAGCCUAUUCAAUCAAAUUUAUGUGCUGAGUCAAGGUUGCUGUACGUACCAGGGUACGCCGCAUAAUACAAUUGAUUUUCUAAGAACGGUCGGUUUGGAAUGUCCAACUUAUCAUAAUCCAGCUGAUUUUCUGCUGGAGUGCGUGAAUGGUGAUUAUGGCGAUCACACUGAUGACUUAGCCGCUGCUGCCCGGCAGCCUAAAUGGCGAUGUGAUUAUGAUGCGGAGCAACCGCAACACUUAGACGGUUUAAAUGGCGUACAAAUCGUGAAAAUUAUGGAGUCUAAGCGGGGUGGGGUGAAGCAACUAUCGCCAUCGAUAACACCGCCAAUAUCUGCGACAAAACAUGUUUACCCGCCGCCGGAAUGGAUGCGUCUGUGGCUGCUAAUCGGUCGUUGUCAUGUGCAGUUUUUCCGUGAUUGGACGGUGACCUACUUGAAAUUGGUUGUGCAUAUUAUUUGUGCUAUACUGAUUGGACUGCUGUACGGCGACUCCGGUUCAAAUGCGACAAAGCAGAUUGCAAAUUUAGGUUCAUUCACAAUACAUAAUACUUAUUUAUGGUAUACGACAAUGAUGCCGGGCCUAUUGAGAUUUCCUCAAGAAAUCUGCAUAGUCAAAAAGGAAACAUUCAACAAUUGGUAUAAAUUACGAACGUAUUAUAUGGCGACGCUGAUAACGUCUACACCGGUGCACAUCAUAUUCUCCAUGACAUAUAUCACCAUUGCCUACCUGAUGACCGAUCAGCCAUUUGAAAUUGAACGUUAUGCUAAAUUCAUGUUGACAGCUGUCGUGGUGACGAUAUGCGCCGAUGGACUGGGUGUGCUAUUAGGCACUAUAUUGAACCCGAUUAACGGUACAUUUGUGGGUGCUGUCUUGACUUGCUUCAUGUUGAUAUUUUCCGGUUUUCUUAUACUGCUCACACAUAUGUCGAGCUUAAUGCGCUUGCUAUCGUACUUAUCACCAAUUCGUUAUGCGCUCGAGAGCAUGGUCUUGGCGAUAUAUUCUAAUAAUCGUGGGAAUAUUUAUUGCCCGAUGGAUGUGGUGUAUUGCCAUUUCAAAAAUGCCAGCACAGUGCUACGCAGUUUCGGUAUGGAAAAUGGAAAUUUCGGCAUGAAUAUAUUAAUAAUGUUUCUUCAGCUGUCGACUUUUAAGGGCUUAGCUUAUGUUAUGCUAAAGCGAAAACUACGAGCGUAGAAUAUUUUAUAUUAUAAUUAAUAUAAUAUAAUGUAUUUAAUAUAUACAUAUGUAUAUAUAAUUAUAGGUGAUAUAAGUAUGAAAUACUGUUAAUUUACUAGUUAUAUUUUAUAUACGCACAUACAUAUUUGUUUAUAAAAUAAGCUACGGUGUAUUGUUAGAAAUAUGUAGUAAAAGUAAUUAAGCAUUAGUGCUACAACAAAAACCACAAAAACCGAAAUACGAAAUAGUUCAAAAUAUGCAUAAUAUAUAUAUUAAACUACUGCAAAACCAGCCAAAAAUUAGCAAAUAUUAAACAAAGUAAACGAUAUUCUAAAACAACUAAGCCUUUGCAGCAUAAACAAAGCCGUUAUAAUUGAGAAUAAAUAAUAAUUACUUGCAA
Messenger RNA from Bactrocera latifrons, 2955 nucleotides. RefSeq names its product ATP-binding cassette sub-family G member 1. The coding region runs from base 729 to 2573 and encodes 614 amino acids. The transcript is spliced from 13 exons. Lineage: Eukaryota; Metazoa; Arthropoda; Insecta; Diptera; Tephritidae. Gene Ontology annotation, cellular component: plasma membrane. Gene Ontology annotation, molecular function: ATP binding; ATP hydrolysis activity; ABC-type transporter activity. The record is from RefSeq and is a predicted model, not a curated record.